Cylicocyclus nassatus is the source of this 2934-nucleotide messenger RNA. The record is from the annotation of a GenBank genome assembly. Lineage: Eukaryota; Metazoa; Nematoda; Chromadorea; Rhabditida; Strongylidae.
AUGGCGGGAUUUAACAGCUAUACUCCCACUGCUGCGUAUGGUGAUGUAGCUUCAUUUGAGGAAGGCUUGAAUGUCAACUCAGUGCUCAGCCAGAUAAUCACCAAGAACUGUAAAAUGUGGCACUUGCCUAGUAAAAAGCAGAUAUGGAUUGCGCCUGGAGAUACAACCAAGCCUGGCCUUGUUUACAUUUAUCACUACAGCGCAAGGUAUGAAGAUGGCCGCGGAGUUUUCACCACUCGCACCUUCAAACAUGAUUUAACAGAUGUAGUAGAGGCUGACGACAAAGUAUUCAUCAGCUAUGGCGCUUGUAUCGGUGUACUUGACCCUACUAUCGACACUGACGGCGACGACCAGAUUGAAACCAUCAUGAUAGGGCAGGAAAGGUUAGCUUCAAAGCACUCCAUUCUCGUCAUGAACCGUCUGCUUAUCACCAACAAUCGCAUAGCUGGCUGGUGUCAGUUGCAGUGUGGUAAGAAGACCAAGACUAUUCCUCUCAGUGAUGGAACUCAUUAUGUCGCUGACUAUAAGAUGCCUGUUCAAGUUGCAACCAGCUACAUCGAAGAUGAACCAUACACUAGGUCUUACAAGGACACUAUAAUCUAUGCACCUGCUGGAAUCAAAAACGGUGUACAUAUCACCAAAGCAAUUAAGCUGACCGCUGGCACAAGGUUCUAUCUUCCAAACCAGCUUGACCGUACACCUCAGAUUCUUUAUGACACGGUGGUUGAUGCCAAGUACGUUCUCUGUGUUUGUGACGACAAUAAACUCAUCAUUGAGGACAGGAAUAAAUUCAAAGGCUGGCGUAACAAGUAUGCCUACACAGCCCUCUACUCAGAAGGAAGUUAUAUUCUUGACGAGAAGACCUUCACUGUGAAGAAGUUGGCAAGUGGUGAGUGGAUAACCACCGAUACUCUCGUUCCGCUCUGCGACCUCACUAUCACUGACUUCAGUGUCAACAGGCCGUAUGCACCAGCAGCUCAGCCUUUCAGCAGAAGCAUCACACUUACCAACUUUGCAGACCCAUUUUCUCAGGGCGGCGGCACAUCAACCACCAUACAGAAACGUGACAUUCCAGAACAGAGCGCACUUGAAACUGAGCUGGAAGCAAAGCUAGGUCAGUAUAACCAGUCUGGUAUCGACGCUGCUAAUGCGCUGCAGAAAGAGGCACUGGAGUACAUCAACCAAACCUACAACCCUAAUUGGCAGAUGUUGUAUGAUGAGUAUAAUGGCGACAUCGCGGCGGCCCUUGCCGACUAUCAGAAUACAUCUGACGCUACUCUAAAUGCCUACACAACUGCACUGGCUCAACGCGAAAACAUCUUCGGUGAGCAGUCAGACCAGAACCUGAUUGACUACAGGAAGCUGAUGAAUCAGGCCCUCGGCAAUCAGACAGACGAAAGAAAUCUGGCUAGUGGCGAGUAUGGCAGCGCACUGACUGAGGCAGCUCAGAAGUACGACCUCCAGCAGCGAGAAGACCUGAACAGCUAUAAGAAUGCACUGUCACAGGCAGAGAGUACAAACCAGCGUGACCUCUCUAAUGCUCUGGCUAAAUAUGACAACACCCAGCAGAAAAACCUGAGCCAGUAUCAAAGUACACUCGAUACUGAGAAAACUAAGUAUGAUGGCUCAAUGUCAAGUGCUCUUGACGAGUAUUCUAAGGGCAUGGCUAGUGUAAAUGCUAGGGCACAGGAACUGGCUGAUGGUAUCCUACCAAGCUCCUACAAUCAGAAUUUUCAGGCUGCGAUGAAAGAUGACCUCAACGCAUUGUAUGGAAGCAAGAUUUCUCAGCUGGCCUCCCGCGGCAUAAUUAACAGCUCUGUAACCAAUACUGCUAUGGACUCAAUUAGUCAAAGUAUCGCAGAUGCCUCAGCUAAAAACUUCAUACAGUCCUUGUCUUCUGCAUCCAGUCUGAACAAUGCAAGGGCAUCUAAUUUGGCUGAUACCAGAGUAGCCGACAGUAUAUACAAGGCGGCGCAGGGCUCAGCAGACUCUAUCUACAACGCUUCCGUUGCGAAUGCAAAGGACAAAUACAACAACUCUGUAUCCAACUCCAAGAGCAUCUAUGACGCAGCCAAUACUGUCAGCGGUAACCGCUACAAUGCUGCAACUGGAAUCGCAAAGAAUAAAUAUGACUCCGCUAUCUCCAAUGCAGAUACAAAGUACACUAAUUCAGUGGGUACAGCUGAUAAUAUCUAUAAAUCUGCACAGGCAAAUACAAAGUCUCAGUAUGAUAACGCCAUUGCGAAUGCUGCCGCUGGCUACGCUGCGCAGACUGACCUCGCUAAGCAGCUCCUGCAGAGCAAAAAUGAAGCAGCCCAGAAUAAAUUCGUUGGCGCGGCGCAGGCACAGGCCCAGAGUUAUUAUGCUCCUGGAACACUCCUUGGGUACGCACAGAACUUAGCUAAUUCAGCCAACAAUCAGUACAACACCAUGUAUACUGGCCGUAUGGGUACAGCUUCAACAUCAACCACUACAACACAAAGUAGUGGCAAUGAUGAUUCCAUUUGGGGAGCAGCCGGUACAAUCGGCGCCGCACUCAUCACAUGCUUCGCAGCUGGAACCAAGGUUGCCAUACGUGGCGGUUUGAAAAAUAUAGAGGACAUCAAGGUUGGCGAUGAAGUGCUGACUCUCUCAGAGAAUGGUGGCUUCACACAUAGGAAGGUUACCAAGGUUUCUAAGCCUCGAGUAAACGACACAAUCAGCGUUCGAUUCGCUAACGGUGCAACUUUCGUAACCACCAGCUCACAGAGACUCUUGACUUACGGCGGCUUUGAGUACAUUGAGAAGGUCACUCGACCAAUCAUUACAACCCAGUCCAAUCCAACGGCCAUCUUGGAGAUGCAUGCAGAUAAAAGGCAGACAGUGUAUGAUUUCACCGUAGAGGGCAACAAUAUAUUCUUUGCAAACGGUAUCGGUGUGGAAGGAGACGAUUAA